UGGAAGCUAAAGGAAGAAAGAGAAUAUCUCUCAUUCACUGUCCAAUUCACUGUAUAAACUUGUACGUGAUUCAUUGAGUUUGGAAGUUAUUGAAACAAAAAAAAAAAUGGUGGCUACCGGUAAUCACAGCAGCAUUUCCAAAACAUGGAAGAAACUGAGCGGGCAAGAUAACUGGAAGAACAUGUUAGACCCACUCGACAUCGAUCUCCGGCGAUACAUUAUCCGUUACGGUCAAAUGGCUGAGGCGACAUACGACGCCUUCAACUCAGAUAAGACGUCGAAGUAUGCCGGAAGCAGCCGAUACGGGAGGUCGGAUUUCUUCUCCAAGGUUGGUCUGGAGAUGGCUAAUCCAUACAAGUACGAGGUGACUAAGUUCCUAUAUGCCACAUCCUCAGUGGAAGUACCUGAUGGUUUAAUCUUGAAAUCUUUGUCGAGGGAGGCAUGGAGUAUGGAAUCUAAUUGGAUAGGUUACGUUGCGGUGGCUACGGAUGAAGGGAAAGAAGUGUUGGGAAGGAGGGAUAUAGUGAUUGCAUGGAGGGGUACUGAGCAGGCUAUGGAAUGGGGCAAUGACUUGAAUUUCAUCUUGGUCCCUCCUGAAGAUGGUGAUGGAUAUUCCAUGUUUGGGAAGGGUUCCGGUGAUGUGAAGGUGCAUCAGGGUUGGUACUCUAUGUAUACUUCUGCUGAUCCACUGUCCCUUUACAAUAAGUCCAGUGCAAGAGCCCAGGUAUUGGAUGAGGUGAGUAGACUAGUGGAAAAAUUCAAAAGCGAAGAGAUCAGCAUAACUAUAACAGGCCACAGCUUGGGAGCAUCGCUUGCAACACUGAACGCAGCAGACAUAGUUUCCAAUGGACUGAACAAGCCCAAGGAUGACCACCUAGACAAUUCCUGCUUGGUGACGGCUUUCGUCUUUGCCAGCCCUCGCGUUGGAGAUGCCGACUUUCGAAAAUUCUGCUCCGGAUUAGAUGACCUUCGAUUGUUGCGCAUCCACAACGUCCCUGACAUUGUCCCCAAAUACCCGCAUUUGGGCUACUCUGAUGUUGGACAAGAACUGGUGAUCGACACUAGAAAGUCUAACUACUUGAAGAGUCCUGGCAAUUUUUCAAGCUGGCAUAGCUUGGAGGCGUAUUUACAUGGUGUCGCUGGAACUCAAGGGGCCAAAGGAGGAUUCAAGCUAGAAGUUGAUCUUGAUAUCACACUCUUGAACAAGUCCAAGGAUGCAUUGAAGGACGAAUAUCAUGUGCCUGUCUCAUGGUGGGUUGCGCAAAAUAAGGGGAUGGUUCAAGUUGCUAAUGGUUCUUGGAGGUUAAUGGACUAUCAGGAAGACAUUGAUUUUGGGCUUUGAGUGUCAUCUUAUAAAGACUCAUAUGAUUUUUACUAUGCAUCCAUCAUCAUAUUCUCGUCUCUAUUGAAGCUAGAAUUGUCGAUUUUGGAUCUAAUAAAAAAAAUUGUAUUCUGGAUUAUACAUUUUAUUGUAUUUAAUUUUUUUUUUGUCAUAAUUUGUGCGAUUGAUCCAUACAUAGACAUAUUUUACACAUGUUAAUAGAAUCUAAUUACAUUGUA
Molecule: messenger RNA, 1560 nt
Organism: Macadamia integrifolia
Lineage: Eukaryota; Viridiplantae; Streptophyta; Magnoliopsida; Proteales; Proteaceae
Product: phospholipase A1-II 1-like
Exons: 2
Coding region: 107-1342 (411 amino acids)
Biological process (GO): lipid metabolic process
Molecular function (GO): glycerophospholipid phospholipase A1 activity
Source: RefSeq, a predicted model, not a curated record